Molecule: messenger RNA, 5477 nt
Organism: Solea solea (common sole)
Lineage: Eukaryota; Metazoa; Chordata; Actinopteri; Pleuronectiformes; Soleidae
Gene: srpk2
Product: SRSF protein kinase 2
Exons: 15
Coding region: 644-3274 (876 amino acids)
Biological process (GO): regulation of mRNA processing; protein phosphorylation; spliceosomal complex assembly
Molecular function (GO): protein kinase activity; ATP binding
Source: RefSeq, a predicted model, not a curated record
UGUAGAAGGCCUGACAGAGCCAGCCAGAGAGAGAGCGAGGGAAAGGGAGAGAGAGACAAGAGAGAGACGGGAGAGACUCAGACACUGUGGAUCCAGACCUUGGGUUUUUAUUUCAUCACUCAGUCCAGCCAGCAACACCAUAGAGGAGGGAGGAGAAAGGGAAGAGGAGGACGGAAAGGGGCCUCAGUGACAGCAGGGAAAGUGAGAGACAAGGUGAAGGAGGAGAAGGAAGGAAGGAAAGGGAGAGAGGAAGGAGGCUGGGACAUGAGGAGGGGCGUCUGACUGACAUUAGUGCUCUCCUCAACAGCUCUCUCUCACACACACAGAUGUAGGCAGACACACACACACACACACUCGGCCUGAUUGUGCACUGCACAGUUGCUGCUCUUUUUUCUAAUAUCCUUUGCGGCGCCUUGUCCUCCAUCCUUUCUUCUCAAAGCAAGAGGACAAGAGAGACACAGGGAGAGGAGGAAGAGGAGGAGGGAAAAGGAGGAGGGUAGGCAGUAACCCUCUCCUCUCCAUUACUAGACACAGCAGAGAGAUAUAGGGAAAGAGGACCAACAGAAAGAGGCAGGAGCUUUCUCUUCUAUUUCUGCCGUCUCCUGUGGUCCCUUGGCCAGUGAGCGGCAAACAGGCUCCGCUCAUGUCCGUGAACUCAGAGAAAUCCUCGUCCCCUGAAAGGCCUGAGACCCAGCAGAAAGCCCCAGUGAGCUCUCCUCCUCCCCCGCCGCCCCCUCCGCCUCCGCCUGAGCCGACAGGGCCUCCAGAGCCGGAAGAGGAGAUCCUGGGCUCCGACGAUGAGGAGCAGGAGGACCCCGCAGACUACUGCAAAGGAGGGUACCAUCCAGUGAAGAUUGGGGAUUUGUUCAAUGGGAGGUACCAUGUGAUCAGGAAGUUGGGGUGGGGCCACUUCUCCACCGUAUGGCUAUGCUGGGACAUACAAGUGAAGAACUUUGUGGCGAUGAAGGUAGUGAAGAGUGCGCAGCAUUACACAGAAACGGCCCUGGAUGAGAUCAAACUGCUGCGAUGUGUGAGAGAGAGCGACCCCAUUGACCCCAACAAGGACAUGGUAGUCCAGCUGAUAGAUGACUUCAAGAUCUCUGGCGUCAACGGCAUACAUGUGUGUAUGGUGUUUGAGGUGUUGGGUCACCACCUGCUGAAGUGGAUCAUUAAAUCCAACUACCAAGGUCUGCCACUGCCAUGUGUCAAGAGCAUUAUCAGACAGGUACUGCAGGGUCUGGACUACCUCCACACAAAGUGUAAAAUCAUCCACACGGACAUAAAGCCUGAGAAUAUCCUGAUGUGUGUUGAUGAUGCGUUUGUCAGACGCAUGGCCAUGGAGGCCACUGAGUGGCAGAAAGCUGGCGCACCGCCGCCGUCUGGAUCAGCGGUUAGCACAGCGCCUCAGCUCAAACCGGUGAGUACAACAGAUGUGGGUAAGAUUUCAAAGAACAAGAAGAAGAAGCUGAAGAAGAAACAGAAGCGACAGGCCGAGCUGCUGGAGAGGCGGAUGCUGGAGAUUGAGGCUUUAGAGAGGGAGGCCGAGAAGAAGGAGGAGAAAGACAAAGACGGGGAAGAAAAAGGGGCUCUUGAACACAACCCGCCUUCACCGCUUCAGCCCAAGCCGCCGCCGAUCGGCCCCAGCAUUGCCCUGGGAGAGAGCGACGAGGACGAUGACGAUGAGGAUGACGGGGAAGACGAGGAGGAGGAGGGAGGAGACCGGGAAAGGCCAGUCAGGCUGACUAAUCAUACAUGUGCAGCACCUCCACAGGAGCAGAUCGAGGUACCUCACAUCACUGAUGACGACCCUGAAGAGGAGGGGGAGGACGAAGACGAGGAGCGAACGCCUAUCGCUGAAAAAGAAACCCCCAUUCCCCUCAUCUCGGAGGAAGGUAGUGGGGAGUCAACUCAAGCAGAGGUACCGAAAGAGGAGAGGGAGGAGGAAGGAUUGAACAGGACAGAGGGUGACAAUGCAGAAGAGGAGGAGAAGUUAGAAGAGGAGGAGGAGGAGGAUGACGAGGAGGACGACGACGACGAGGAGGAGGAGGAGGAGGAGGAGGAGGAGGAGGAAGAGGAAGAAGAGAAAGAGGAGGAGAAAGAGACUGAAAAAGAGGAGACUAAGAUAGAAGAGCCAAAGAGAGAAAGUAAAACAGAGGAUGAGGCAGUGUUGGAACAGGAGGAAUCAAAGGAGCAGUGUGACGAGGAUGAGGUGGAGAACGAGGAGGAGGACGAGGACGACGAGGAAGACGAGGAUGAAGACACGACCGCUGAGCUCCUCACGCAGAGCACCUCUCCUGUCAAGCCUCACAACAACAAAGCGAACACAGCCAAAACCAACGGUCACGUGUUGUUGGGCUCUGAGGGGCUGAAGCCGAACCCCAAUACUCCUCCACCCCCGUCUCCCACCCCAGAGCCUCUCCUCUGCCCCCUGGUGGAGUCUGAGCUCAGCUACACGGACAGGGAGUUCUCUCUCAGCUCUGGUUAUGAGAUGUACAACGGCGAGGUGGGCGAACGGAAUGAACGGGGCCUGACCAACGGCUCCAGCGAGCGCCAUCUGGGCAUAGAGCCCAUUUUCCCUGAUUUACCACUGGAUCCUGAUCCGGAAAACCCAAUAUCCCCCGGGACCGGAGACAUCGGAGCGGGACGUUCACCCAACAGCCCCACAGCUGACCGCAGUCGCACCGUGUCGUCCUCGAGCACAGGAGACACACCUAAAGUCAAGGCCAGAGCUGCCGACCUCCUCAUCAACCCACUGGACCCUCACAAUGCUGAGUUUAUUCGAGUCAAAAUUGCUGAUCUGGGAAAUGCCUGCUGGGUGCAUAAGCACUUUACAGAGGACAUCCAAACGAGACAGUACCGUGCCAUUGAAGUCCUGAUAGGAGCUGGUUACAGCACUCCUGCAGAUAUCUGGAGUACUGCCUGCAUGGCAUUUGAGCUUGCUACCGGAGAUUAUCUGUUUGAGCCUCACUCAGGAGAGGAUUACUCCCGUGAUGAGGACCACAUAGCUCAUAUCAUAGAGCUGCUGGGCUGUAUUCCGAGGCACUUUGCACUCUCCGGAAAAUAUUCCCGGGAGUUCUUCAACAGAAGAGGUGAACUACGGCACAUCACCAAGCUGAAGCCAUGGUCCCUGUUUGACGUGCUGGUGGAGAAGUACGGCUGGUCGCAUGAAGACGCCGGCCACUUCACUCAUUUCCUGCUGCCCAUGCUGGAGAUGGUACCCGAGAAGAGGGCCUCGGCCGGCGAAUGCCUCAACCACCCAUGGCUCAACUCGUAGCUACAAACUAUGAUCAGAUGUCCUUGUCUUCUUGUCCCCGAUCAGUUAGCCCAAACAUUACCCCACUGUGGGCAGCCUGUGGAACAGCAGUAUGGAGAGAAGCUGGAGACGGACGGAGUAGAUGAGAAAGACUUCUUCUUUCCUGCCCUAUCCCAGACAUCCACCCAUACUUGCCCAUUUGACUAGGCUUAACUCCUACACAGCUCCCUCCUUUUUUCCUCCCGAAAGGAACAUGAAGACAAGCUUAUGGAGAUAACGCGACAUAGUAACUGUGUCUUCCUAAACAUCUCCCCCAGGUCAUUUGAGGAUGGAGGCUGCUCACGUCGUAAACGAGAGAAGUCGGCGCUCUUGUCUGAAAGAGAUAUGCUUUCUUCUUCUCGUCUGUUGUCAAGUUAUCAGCCGGUCCUUUUCAUUGAUCCGUCUCCUCCAGAAUCUCAGACUGACUUGUUUGAAUCGGGAGGGGGCUGAUCCUUUCAGUGAUGUGAUAGAAAAGUCAACGAGGCGCCCUGUCGCAGGCCCAGAGCUCCAUCUGCCAUGACCUCCACAUAGCCAGGGUCUCAAAGACAAUGACAAAUGUGUGGAUGUUGAGUGAGAGAAUGAGCGUUUAUGCCUGUGCUCAACAUCUGCCGACAUAAACCCUUUCCUCUCUUUCUAGUCCAGUAGCUCCUCCUUCACCCUUGUGUGGAAGAAACUACCAUAUUGGACAAAACGUUUACACAGUGAUUUCUUCCAAAUAUCCAGCCCUUUUAAGCCCUUCAUUACCUGUUUGGGUGCCUACUUCCUCCCCUCCUACCUGAGCAUCAAGCUCCUUCUGGGGGCCAUAAAGAGAGAACUGGAGGACAGCCAGUCCUCCAGGGGGCACCACACUGACACAGACUGCUAAAAAAAAUUGGGGGUGAGCAAAAGAUGGAAAAAUCUUGUAAUGAGUGGAUGAAGGACUGUUCAGUGUUAAAGGACUAUUUUUUAAAAUGCAUGGAGAGACUGAUGGAUCAGCAUGAGAGGAUUAUGACAAAUGGAGAAUGGAUAUAUUAUUUUCUUUGUGCAUUUUGCUGGUUUCAUCGCCCCUUUUUGGGACAUUCAGUUAGAAAGAAUUAUAUAAGGUUACAUCAGAAUAUUUUGGUGCCCCUCUGAGGAAGGUCACUGUGUUAACAACCACUGCUUCUUCAGCCUUUGACAUUCCUAAAUCCUGGUCUGCUGCCAUCAUCAUCCCUCACUCUUAGUUACAAAAACAAUUCCGUUACGUCCUGCUGUAACAUGUUGGCACUAUCCUCCACUCUCCCCCUACCCCCCCACAGAGACACUUUGAUCCCUGACGGUCACGCGGAGGUUGCACUUGUCUUUGUAAAUGUCCUGCAGGGAUUUGAAACCUUUGUACAUAGAAAUGAGAUCUGGCAACGCUGCUGAGCGACCGUGAACAAAGUUUCAACCGUCAUUAAAACAAAAAAAACAACAACAAAAAAACAGACACUGUUUUGGGCAGAACAUGACUUCCUCUAGCACAGUGGAGUUGGGGAGAGAGUGGGCCACCAUUGCUUGGCCCUGGAGGAAUGUUCAAACUGAACUGUACCACCUGGUGGCCGAAUGAGCGUACUGCAUCGGCACACUCAGCUGCUGCUGCUCUCGGUGCCAACGCUUCAAAACGUUCCACUAUUUAUCUCCACUUAAUCUCUAUUUCUCUGUUACACACACACACACAAACUUGCAUUAUCUCAAUUAGUCCAGUUGCCUAUUUUUCGCAAUAAAUGAAAAAAAAGAUGAGUAUAAGUAAAUGGUGAGAUAUUUUUAAAAACUAUUUAAUUCAUUUAAAAAAAAAAGAGAGAGAUUAAAAGAAAAAUUUUCUCUGGUUGUUGUGACUGUGACAGAAUCUCGUCUUAAUCUGAGGUGAUUGUGUUUGUCUAUUAGAGAUGUUUUUGUUUUUUUGUCAUUAUUAUUAUUAUAUUAUAAUUAUUAAAAUAUUUUUUACUCAGUUGUCACUGCUCCCCUCCCUCCUUACUUGAACAUUGCUGCUCUGUCUGGGCUCUCGAUGAAAAAAAAGAUCAACAAUUUUGCAAUAAAAAGGUAUUUGAUUUUUUUUUUUUUUUCACCAAAACCUCCCGAUCUCGCUCUUUCAGCCAUGCUGACUGUUCUUCCUGAUGACAUUGACAGAUUUGCGUCUCUUGUCUGUUUUUCAUUGACAGAUUUAAUAAAAUUGUAAAUUAAUGGA